Molecule: messenger RNA, 1326 nt
Organism: Plasmopara halstedii
Lineage: Eukaryota; Oomycota; Peronosporomycetes; Peronosporales; Peronosporaceae
Product: eukaryotic translation initiation factor 5
Exons: 1
Coding region: 1-1326 (441 amino acids)
Biological process (GO): formation of translation preinitiation complex; formation of cytoplasmic translation initiation complex; translational initiation
Cellular component (GO): cytosol
Molecular function (GO): translation initiation factor activity; GDP-dissociation inhibitor activity; eukaryotic initiation factor eIF2 binding
Source: RefSeq, a predicted model, not a curated record
AUGUCCAUGAUGAAUAUUGCUGGAACACAGUCAGUAGACGACCCUGAGUAUCGUUACAAGAUGCCGCGACUUCAAGCAAAGAUUGAAGGACGUGGAAAUGGUAUCAAAACGCUGGUUGUUAACUGUGCGGACAUUGCAACGUCGCUUCAUCGUUCAACUGCUGAAGUGUGCAAGUUUUUUGGCUGUGAACUAGGUGCUCAGUCUAAAUAUGAUGAAAAGACCGAUCGUGCUAUUGUGAAUGGUGCCUUUGAGGCUGGUCAGAUGCAACAACAUUUGUCCAAGUACAUUGAAGGCUUUGUUUUGUGUCCUGGGUGUCGUCUUCCCGAGACCAAGUAUAAGUUUAAGGGUCAACUAAUUUUUCACAAAUGCUACGCUUGUGGUGCUGUGGAGCCUGUUGACAUGAAUCACAAGCUCACGACGUUCAUUUUCAAGGAACACACUGCUGCUAAACGUAGCAGCAAGGACGGCAAGACGAAAAAGGACAAGAAGAAAGAGAAGAAGGAGAAGAAGGUGUCACGCAAUGAGCCUGAAGAUGAGUCAGCUACGAAGGAGAAGAAGAAGGAGAAGAAGGAGAAGAAAGACAAGAAGGAGAAACAUCAGAAGGACAAGAAGAAGAAGCAUCACAAAGAAAAGAGCUCCGACAAGGGGGCAUCUGGAUCCGAUGAUGAAGAUGAAGUGGUCUGGCAUACCGAUUUGUCUGCUGAAGCAGUCGCAGCUCGAGCUGCUGAAGCUGAGUCAAUUGAAGCGGCUGCUACUGCUGCAAUGGAAGCUGUUGCAGCGGAAGAGGUGGUUGCAACGCUAGACAAUCUUCACGUUGACGAUGAAAAUGCUUUGGAUUCGACAAUCUCGAACUUGAAACGUUUUUUAUCUGAGAAUCACUCGACUUCUGAAAUUUUCGACGAAUUGUGUCGUCAGCAAACGUAUUCAGCUUUGCCAGUGACAGACCGACUUGUUAUCUUCUUCCGUUCUGCUUUUACUGAUCAAAUGCUAGUGGAUAAUCAGGCGGUCAAGUAUGCACCUGUGCUGGAGAAAAUCAUUGAUGGCCAACACUCUCAAUACCAAUUGCUUGCGCUUGUGGAGCAUUUCUGUGCUGUGAAACAUCCGAAGCUCUUGAAUUCUUAUCCGAUUUUGUUGAAAAUUCUGUAUGAUGAAGAUCUUCUGGAAGAGGAUUGUCUUGUUUCAUGGGCCACAAAUGGAGUUCGGAAAGAGUAUGCUCACUGGGAAGUUACUGAUGAACUUGCGGCGAAGUUGAAGAACUUGCUACAGCCGUUUAUCGAGUGGCUCGAAAACGCCGAAGAAGAAGAGAGCGAGGACGAAAGUGAUUGA